AUGAGGGAGUGCUACUGCUCACGUCCAAGUGGUUCUGAGCUGGGGCGGAGGCAGCUGAGGGGUCUGGAAAGAGCCCCCCACUUCAAGGGCUCCUUUCCCACAGGCAGCAGCCUCCAGGGUGUGAACUGCCCCAUCCAGGGCUGGUCCAAGAAGCUGCUGCUGCUGUCCACGCGACCAGCUGUGCACGGUGCUGUCCAGCCAAACCAAUGCAGCUCCGUGGAUGUAGUCGAGGCCUCCCUGGGCAGCCUUGCAGAGUUGGUCCGGCCUUUUCCUGGAAAGGCAGGAGGCCAGCUGAAUGGGACGGAGCAGCUGUCCAGCCGUGGAGGGGAGGGACAAGGGAGGCCAUCGCAAGAAAGGCAGCAGGUCGUGGAGGGUGGAGCUGGAGAACUGGGGCACAAUGACCUGCCCUGGCAGCUGCUGAAAAAAUUCAACAACCAAUUGUCCCUGGAAGCAGCCAACCUGACCCAUCUCCAAGAGACACACACCAACAUUCCCAAGCUACAGACAGGGCAUGUGGGAGCACAGUUCUGGGCAGCCUAUGUGCCUUGCGAGACUCAGAACAAAGAUGCUGUGAAACGCACCUUGGAGCAGAUCGAUGUCAUCCACCGCAUGUGCCUCCGAUACCCAGAUGCCUUUGCAUGUGUCACUGACAGUGCAGGUAUCAAGGAUGCCUUCCGCACUGGCCACGUGGCCAGCCUGAUUGGGGUAGAGGGCGGCCACUCCAUUGACAGCAGCCUGGCAGUCCUGCGCACCUUCUACCAGCUGGGGGUGCGCUAUAUGACCCUCACCCACAGCUGCAACACGCCCUGGGCUGAUAACUGGCUGGUAGACACAGCGGACGAGAAGCCCGUCCAUCAUGGCCUGACUGAAUUUGGGAAGCGCGUGGUGAAGGAGAUGAACCGCCUGGGCAUGCUGGUCGACCUGGCUCAUGUCUCCGUGGAGACGAUGGGCGAUGCUCUGGACGCCUCCGGCGCCCCGCUGAUCUUCAGCCACUCCUCCGCCUUCGCCGUCUGCCCGAGCCGGCGCAACGUGCCCGACAGCCUGCUCCAGCGCGUGAAAACCACCCGCAGCCUAGUGAUGGUGAACUUCUACAACGACUACGUCUCCUGUAGCCCGGAAGCCAAGCUUGAUCAGGUGGCGGACCACUUGGACCACGUAAAACGUGUUGCUGGCGCAGAGGCUGUGGGAUUCGGAGGAGACUACGAUGGCGUUACCAGAGUCCCAGUUGGCUUGGAGGACGUCUCCAAAUAUCCAGACUUAGUUGCAGAGCUGCUGCGGAGGAACUGGACCGAGAAGGAAGUGAGAGGCGCCCUUGCAGAGAACCUGCUGCGGGUCUUCGAGAGCGUGGAACAGGUGAGGGACAAGAUGGCCCUUGCAGCUCCCGAUGACGUGCCCAUCGCCUACCAGGAGCUGGAGGGGACGUGCCGGACCAGCUACGGGUACCCCAGUGGGGCUGCUAAGAGCAGAGGCUGCCCCAGACUCCUGCCAGGCGUGCUGGGGCUCGUUCUCCUUUCUGCGCUGCUCCACUAGGAGCCCAGGAUGCCUGCCUGCUGGGGGCCCCUUGGCGGCAUGCUCAGCGGCUGAGCCCAGUGGCGGGGCAGGACAUGGCUCUUCCCCCCCUCCAGAGCCCCCCCUUUGCGACCACUUUGUUGCUUUGGGAGCCACUGAGGGCAGCGUUUCCGGCAGCGUUUCUUCCCUGCCCGACAGCCGUGCUCUAGUCAUUGCAACAGGAGGAGAACGAAGCCUCAUCAAGUGCCCAUCGAGCCAGUCUGGGGCCCAGCCCCUCUCUGCCCCACAGCGCAUGGAGGAGCAUGGUGCGCAGCCCCCUCCUCCGCCUCCCCCAGCUGAUGCUGCCGUCACAAGGAAAACUCCCUUCUCCACCCGGCAAGCUCUUCGUCUCCUCCAGGCCCCUCCUGAACGACCCGCUUUCGCAGACUGGGUCCCUCCCUGUGCCCCGGUCCUACUGCUCAUUCUCCCCUAUUGCUGGUCCCCCUUCUCCCCCUCUCCCCUUGUCCUGCUCAUGCAUGCUGUGGGGAGGCGCAUCCUAUACAAUCCUUGCUAUGACCCAAAUCAGCCGCGACACUCCCCUGGCUUCCAAUAAAGGUUCUGUUGUCGUUCAA
This is a messenger RNA of Hemicordylus capensis (graceful crag lizard), 2120 nucleotides long. RefSeq names its product dipeptidase 1 (gene DPEP1). Gene Ontology annotation, molecular function: metallodipeptidase activity. Bases 1 to 1530 code for a protein of 509 amino acids. Lineage: Eukaryota; Metazoa; Chordata; Lepidosauria; Squamata; Cordylidae. The transcript has 10 exons. The record is from RefSeq and is a predicted model, not a curated record. Gene Ontology annotation, biological process: proteolysis.